AUGCAGCUGAGACCCGACUUGGCCUUCCGCCACAGCGAGCCUGCGGCCCCGGAGCCGCCGAAGCAGCAGGGCUUCCACCUGCUGGGGGUCAGCUCCUUCGACCUCUUCCCCGCGUCUUGGAGCGAAGUGACGAAUCUGAGUCUCAUCUCCUGGUUCUUCCUGAUCUGCUUUCCGCGCUGGUCGUUCCUCAAGCCUGCCGUCUUCUUGGGGCCCAUCAUCAACGCGGUGAUCUACUGCGUGGUGAUCCUCUACACCGUGCGCAACCCCGACGCGCCCCAGGGCAGCAUCCAAAGUCUCGAAGGCAUCGCUGCUUUCUUCUCGAACUCCGAUGCGGCCGCUGUCUUUGCAGGCUGGUUGCACUAUUGCGUCUUCGACCCACUGGUUGGACUGGGGGAGGUCUUGGACAGUCAAAAGCUCAAGGUGCCGCAUUUGUUGGUGGUGCCCUGCCUGCUCAUGACGAUGCUCGCUGGCCCCGUGGGCUUUCUCAUGUACCUCUCCGUGAGGCAGGGAGUGUUCGGGGUCCAUGGCUAG
Effrenium voratum is the source of this 531-nucleotide messenger RNA. Lineage: Eukaryota; Dinophyceae; Suessiales; Symbiodiniaceae. The record is from the annotation of a GenBank genome assembly.